Molecule: messenger RNA, 3248 nt
Organism: Xyrauchen texanus (razorback sucker)
Lineage: Eukaryota; Metazoa; Chordata; Actinopteri; Cypriniformes; Catostomidae
Product: septin-2
Exons: 12
Coding region: 152-1201 (349 amino acids)
Biological process (GO): cell division; regulation of exocytosis; cytoskeleton-dependent cytokinesis
Cellular component (GO): cell division site; septin ring; septin complex
Molecular function (GO): molecular adaptor activity; GTP binding; GTPase activity
Source: RefSeq, a predicted model, not a curated record
AUUGUGGGAUAAAGGCGGAAUUGUAGCGGUUUCCGUAUUCCCUGAAUUGGCCUGUUGGGAAGAAAGAAAACAAGGAAGGUGGAAAAAAAUUAAAAAAAAAUCAUCGUUUUUGCGUUUUAUCACGAGUCUAUAAUAGCCAAGAAAGAGCACCAUGACGCAGUCUGGAGAAAAAGGAAAGUUCCCUGAUGCUACAGGAUACGUCGGCUUUGCCAACCUGCCCAAUCAGGUGCACAGGAAGUCUGUCAAGAAGGGAUUUGAGUUUACACUGAUGGUCGUAGGAGAAUCUGGUCUUGGGAAAUCGACCCUUAUUAACAGCCUCUUUCUGACCGACCUCUACCCAGAACGCUACAUACCUGGAGCAGCAGAGAAAAUCGAACGCACAGUUCAGAUCGAAGCGUCCACCGUGGAGAUCGAGGAGAGGGGAGUGAAGCUCCGCCUCACCGUGGUGGACACGCCAGGAUACGGAGACGCCAUCAACAGCCAGGACUGCUUUAAAACAAUCAUCCAGUAUAUUGAUAAUCAGUUCGAGCGAUACCUGCAUGACGAGAGUGGACUGAACCGUAGACACAUCGUUGACAACAGAGUACACUGCUGCUUUUACUUCAUCUCGCCAUUUGGACAUGGUCUGAAGCCUCUGGAUGUCGAGUUUAUGAAGGCGAUCCACAGUAAAGUCAACAUCGUCCCUGUGAUUGCAAAGGCCGAUACUCUCACACUGAGAGAGAGAGACCGACUCAAGAGACGGAUUUUGGAUGAGAUCAGCGAGCAAGGCAUCCGGAUCUACCAGCUUCCUGACGCCGAUUCGGACGAAGACGAAGAAUUCAAGGAACAGACGCGUGUCCUCAAGGCCAGCAUCCCGUUUGCCGUGAUCGGCUCAAACCAGCUGAUCGAGGUGAAGGGCAAGAAGAUCCGUGGACGUUUGUACCCAUGGGGUGUGGUAGAGGUGGAGAACCCUGAACACAAUGACUUCCUCAAACUACGCACAAUGCUAGUAACUCACAUGCAGGACCUACAGGAGGUCACUCAAGACCUCCAUUAUGAGAACUUCCGUUCGGAGAGACUAAAGAUAGCCGGCAGAGCGGUUGAGGAGGACGUGCUGGACAAAGAUCAGAUCCUCUUGCAGAAGGAAGCCGAGCUGAUGCGCAUGCAGCAGAUGAUCGCUCAGAUGCAAGCGCAGAUGAGAAUGAAACCAGGAGACGACUAAGAACGUGUGUCUACGAGUGUGUUGUGGGAACAGGACAUCUUCCUCAAAUGUUCCCCAUUUUUAAACCAUAUUUACCGUUAAAUCCCUCAUUUUAAUGUCAUCUAGAUCAUAUGACUUGUACUACUUUACAGCUACUCUACACUUUUCAAAUGGUCCAUUAUGACGUCAUUUUGUCAACGGUCUCUGUCCCAUCAGGGAAAACGCCCUCAGUCAUUUAUAGUCAUUCAUUCACAAAUGUAAUCCUGGAGAUUUCAAAGGCAGUCUGAAUCUUUUUCUGUGCCAAACUCCAUUUAUUUGCUGCUUAUAUAGACGUUAUCAUGUAUCCGCAUCGCAUAUGUUUACCAGCUGAUCCAUUAACACUGUCUAACACAGAUACGGUGCUUUUAUAGUGGGGAAAUUGAAUAAAAUUAGCAUUUGUUUUUUUUGUAGAUGAGUCUAGUUAAGUUUAGAGUCUUCCUACAGGUUUAUAACCGUGACUCAUUCGUGCACAUGAAUUAAUAUCAAAGUUUGGCUGUUUUCUGAGGGUGUCUGUAGUGCUUAGCACUAUGUUUUUCAUGUAGAUAUACAGUGGGUACGGAAAGUAUUCAGACCCCCUUAAAUUUUUCACUCUUUGUUAUAUUGCAGCCAUUUGCUAAAAUCAUUUAAGUUCAUUUUUUUUCCUCAUUAUUGUACACACAGCACCCCAUGUGAUAUUUCAGUUUUUCUUUUUUAAUAAAUGUGCAAAAAUGUCAACAAUUCUGUGUUUUUCUGUCAAUAUGGGGUGCUGUGUGUACAAUAAUGAGGGAAAAAAUGAACUUAAAUGAUUUUAGCAAAUGGCUGCAAUAUAACAAAGAGUGAAAAAUUUAAGGGGGUCUGAAUACUUUCCAUACACACUGUACCUGCUAACAUGAAAGUAGCCAAUGCAAAUUUAAAUGAAAGAGUUAAAUGCUCACAAAUCAUUUUAUCUAAAUAUGUUCAAUCAAAUUUUUAAAAUGAAUCUAUAGGGUGCAAAGUCUUUUGUAGGGCGGCGUUUCCCUCUAGUGGACAAUACUGAAUAAUAGAAAGGAGAUAAAAGCUAAAUGAUUGGUCAAUAUUGCCACAUUUUGUUUGUAUUGUUUUGAUGAUGAUGUAAUGUCUGAUUAGCACCAUUUUGAUUGGUGAAUGUUUGAGAGUUCAGCUUUCUUAUUUUGAGCGUGUGAAUGGAGUGAUGGUACUAAAAUGACGUGAAAGUGUUUAUCAUGGAAGCACUCGGUCAGCUUCUUUAUGUCAGAUCCCACUUCGUAUUUAGAUUUUUGAAAUCAUUCACAGAAAUGCCUUAACGCCACCUUUCCUAGGAACAUUCUGCACACAUUUUCUGUGGUUUUAUAUAUAUAGUUUUAUUGCUUUUUAUUUUUGAGCUACUCUUCUACUACUCCUACUCAGUGGCGGAGCUAGGGGGUGACCAUGGGUGGCCGUGGCCGCCAUGGACCGAAGCCUGGCCACCCCAAUCGCAGUAGCUGUUUUAGUCAUUUUUUGGCACAAUUUAGUUCUUUAGAGGUGACAUCAUCUCUGUACAAACUUAACAUGUGUUCACACCAAGAUCGCCACACCUCUCUGUCCCGGAUGUCAUUGUAUCUCCCCCCCCCAGACACACACACACACACACACACACACACACACACACACACACAGCAGUGAUCCCUAGCCCCUGUCUGAUCACCCCUUUGAAAAACUCCUGGCUCCGCCCCUGCUCCUCCUAAACAUGAUAACAUCUACUACAGUGUUAAAAAUAAAGUUGAUCUUUAUAUUUCUUGUUUAACAGCUGGACCGUUUAAUGUGUUUUAAUUAAUCAGCGGUACUAGCUUUAAAAAAGAACGAGUUAUUAUGGUCUACUGUAAACACACUGAUUUUGUUUAAUUUGUGGUUCAGCCCAGUUAUUUUGACUUGGUUAUCUCCUGUUUUGGCCUUUUUAAUAAGAUUAAAGGUUUUCAGUUCAUGGUACAGUAACAUUAAUGCUUGCUUCAUUUUUGUAUUUACUCAUGUUGAGAAAUAAAGUCACUUUCUGAUUCAUCUGUGGUGAAAUGCUGCA